AUGUGUGACAUGGGUGGACUGGAUAACUUGGUGGCCAACACGGCCUACCUGAAAGCCCAAGGGGGAGAUGACAAGGAAAUGAAGAAACGUCGGCGAAGUCUGGCUCUGCCCAAGCCGGAGCAAUGCGCAGAAAUCAAAUCAAACCUGGACAAGGACUUUGACUCCCUUUGCGAAAAACAGCCUAUAGGAAGGAAGUUUUUUCGCCAGUAUCUCGAUCAAGCUGAACCCGAGUGCAAUGCUGCUGCUGAAUUUCUGGAUGAUCUGACUGACUGGGAAUUGUCAGAGGCUGCUGCCAAAGACAAGGCCCGUACAAAUAUCAUUAAUAAAUUCUGCAAAGAUGGGUCAAAGACCUCACUAACCUACCUGACUGGAGAUGUAGCGACCAAGUGCAAGGCAGUUACAGAGAAAGAUUUUGAGGAGGUGAUGGGACAGGUUAAGGCAGCCACCAAAGAGUUUCUCAAAGGCAAACCGUUUACUGAUUACCAAGCAAGCUCAUUCUUCGACAAGUUUCUGCAGUGGAAAGUAUAUGAGAAACAGCCCAUCACUGAAAAAUACUUUUAUGAGUUCAGGACACUUGGAAAGGGUGGAUUUGGAGAGGUAUGCGCAGUGCAGGUGAAGCACACAGGUCAAAUGUAUGCCUGCAAGAAACUGUGCAAGAAGCGACUAAAGAAGAAACACGGUGAGAAAAUGGCCCUAUUGGAAAAGAAGAUUUUAGAGAAGGUCAACAGCCUCUUCAUUGUCACCCUGGCUUAUGCUUAUGACACCAAGACCCACCUCUGCAUGGUCAUGACCUUGAUGAAUGGAGGUGAUCUCAAGUAUCACAUCUACAACAUUGGAGAGAAGGGAAUCGAAAUGGAUCGGAUCGUCUAUUACACAGCUCAGAUUUGUACCGGGAUUCUUCACCUACACGCCAUGGACAUUGUGUAUCGUGACAUGAAGCCUGAGAAUGUGCUCUUGGAUAGUCAGGGUCAAUGCCGUCUUUCAGAUCUCGGUCUUGCUGUGGAGAUUCCAGUUGGAAAAUCCAUCACCCAAAAGGCUGGAACCGGCGCAUACAUGGCACCUGAAAUCCUCACUGAAACCCCAUACAGGACAUCAGUGGAUUGGUGGGCUCUGGGCUGCAGUAUCUACGAAAUGGUGGUUGGCUACACCCCCUUUAAAGGUCCCGAAGUCAAGAAGGAGAAAGUGGACAAGGAGGAAGUACAGAGGCGCAUCAUCGGUGAGGAGCCCAAGUAUGAACACAAGAACUUUGAUACCAGCACAAUAGAGAUCAUCAAGCUGUUCCUUAAAAAGAAGAUCGAUGAACGUCUUGGAUGCAAGGGUGAUGAUCCCAGGAAGCACGAGUGGUUCAAGUCUAUCAACUUUGCUCGUUUGGAGGCGGGCCUUAUCGAUCCACCAUGGGUACCCAAACCCAAUGUUGUCUAUGCAAAGGAUACGAGUGACAUUGCAGAGUUCUCUGAAAUUAAAGGUAUUGAGUUCGAUGCUAAGGAUGACAAAUUUUUCAAGGAGUUCGGCACAGGCGCUGUACCUAUUGCCUGGCAGAACGAGAUGAUUGACACUGGACUCUUCGAUGAGCUCAAUGACCCCAACCGGAAAGAAUCAUCUGCUGGCUUGGACGGCGAUAAGAAAUCAGGUACCUGCACGCUUUUGUGA
Messenger RNA from Paramisgurnus dabryanus, 1650 nucleotides. RefSeq names its product G protein-coupled receptor kinase 7a (gene grk7a). Gene Ontology annotation, cellular component: cytoplasm. Gene Ontology annotation, molecular function: ATP binding; rhodopsin kinase activity. Lineage: Eukaryota; Metazoa; Chordata; Actinopteri; Cypriniformes; Cobitidae. The record is from RefSeq and is a predicted model, not a curated record. Gene Ontology annotation, biological process: protein phosphorylation; regulation of signal transduction; signal transduction.